ACUCCCCGCCGCAGCCUGGCUCUUGCGGGCCUAGCGCGCCGGCGGAGGUUUCCAUGGAGACCGAGGCCGGGCCUGGGAGGCCUGCCGGCGUUGCCAUGGAGACAGCUCCCGGGCUGGGGUUCUGCAGCCCCGGCGCGCAGUUGGUUCAGAGCCCCGGGGAGGUGCCGCGCGAGGCCGGGGCGGCGGCCGCACGCUGGGACCCGCGGAAGCACUCCUUACUCAUCGUGAUCGGAGACAUCGGCACCGAGAGCCAGCUCCGGGCCGUUCGGGUCCACCUGGAACAAGGAAUUCUUUCAUGGAACAUUGACUUAUCCCUCUGCAACCUGAAUCAGCAGCUGAGACUCUUCAUUACCCGGCACUUAGCUCAUUUCUCCUCAGAGGUCAAAGGCCAGCGGACCCUCUGUCAUCAAAGUGAGACCCUCGAGACCGUCAUCCUAGUAAACCCCAAUGCAGGGAGCAUCAGCUCUGAGGUGUACUCCCUCCUUAGCAGCCCAUCAGCUCACAAGCUGCUGAUCUUGAGUGGACAGAGUUCAGAGCCCGGUGGAGACCUCAUUCUACAGAGUGGCACCUACUCCUAUCAGAAUUUUGCCCAGGUCCUUCACAAUCCAGAGGUCGCACAACUGCUCAGCAACAGAGACCCCAGCGUUCAGGCCUCCCUCACUGUGUCGUGCUUGGGUGAGGGUGACUGGAGCCGCCUGGGCCAAUACAGCUCCCAGGAAACCUUGCACCUUCGGCUAAACCCAGAGCCCACAUUGCCCACCAUGGAUGGUGUGGCUGAAUUUGCAGAAUAUGUCUCUGAAACUGUGGAUGUGCCGUCUCCCUUUGACCUGCUGGAGCCCCCCACUUCUGGAGGCUUCCUCAAGCUUUCCAAGCCCUGCUGCUAUAUCUUCCCUGGCGGACGUGGGGACUCCGCUCUCUUUGCUGUCAAUGGUUUCAACAUCCUCGUGGACGGCGGCUCUGACCGGAAGUCCUGCUUCUGGAAGCUGGUGAGACACCUGGACCGCAUUGAUUCGGUCCUGCUCACUCACAUAGGUGCAGAUAACCUGCCUGGCAUCAACGGGCUCCUGCAACGCAAGGUGGCAGAGCAGGAGGAGGAGCAAAGCCAGGGCUCCAGCAGCUACAGCGACUGGGUCAAGAAUCUCAUCUCCCCGGAGCUCGGGGUGGUCUUCUUCAAUGUCCCUGACAAGCUGCGCCUGCCCGACGCUGCCCGAAAAGCCAAGCGGAGCAUUGAGGAGGCCUGCUUGACCCUGCAGCACCUGAACCGUUUGGGCAUCCAGGCAGAGCCGCUGUACCGAGUGGUCAGCAACACCAUCGAGCCACUGACCCUGUUCCACAAAAUGGGUGUGGGCCGGCUGGACAUGUACGUGCUUAAUCCCGUCAAGGACAGUAAGGAAAUGCAAUUCCUCAUGCAAAAGUGGGCCGGCAACAGCAAGGCCAAAACAGGCAUCGUGCUGGCCAAUGGGAAAGAGGGGGAGAUUUCGGUACCCUACCUGACUUCCAUCACGGCCCUGGUGGUCUGGCUCCCGGCCAGCCCCACGGAGAAGAUCGUGCGGGUGCUCUUCCCAGGGAACGCUCCCCAGAACAAGAUCUUGGAGGGGCUGGAGAAGCUUCGCCACUUGGACUUCCUCCGCUACCCUGUGGCCACCCAGAAAGACCUGGCCUCAGGGUCCAUCCCGGCCAACCUGAAGCCCAGUAAGAUCAAACAGCGGGCCGACAGCAAAGAGAGCCUCAAAGCCUCUGCCAAACCCGCCGUGGGAAAGCUGGCCAAGCGAGAGGAGGUGCCUGAAGAAGGGGCUAAGGAGGCCCGCUCAGAGCUGGCCAAGGAGCUAGCCAAGAGUGAGAAGCGAGCCAAGGAGCCCCCAGAGAAACCUCCAGAGAAGGCGGCCAAGACCGACAGGGUUCGCACUGAGUCCAGUGAAGUGCUGAAAGCUGAGAAGAGGAAGCUGAUCAAAGAUAAGACUGGGAAGAAGCACCUGAAGGAGAAGGUGUCAAAACUGGAAGAGAAAAAGGACAAGGAGAAGAAAGAGAUUAAGAAGGAGAGGAAGGAGAUCAAGAAGGAGGAGGGGAAGAGAGAAGAGAAAAAGGAUGCUAAGAAGGAGGAUAAGAAGAAAGACGCUAAGCCAGAACCCAAGAAAUUUUCUAAGCCAGACCUGAAACCCUUUACUCCUGAGGUACGAAAGACACUUUACAAAGCUAAGCUUCCAGGAAGGAUCAAGGCAGACAAGAGUCGAGGGGUCCGUGAAAAAGAGGCCUCCCUUGAACCCCGGACACCGCCAGCCCAGAAGGAGGCGGCACCCCCGCCGGUAGUCACCGCGCCCAGGGAGCUGGUCUUAUCCUCCCCCGAAGACCUCACCCGGGACUUUGAGGAGAUGAAGCGUGAAGAGAGUGUUUUGCUGGAGCAAAAGGACAGUGACCUGGAGGUGAGAUCUCAUCCUCCUGAAACUAGGGAAGAAGGGCUGUCCAGCAUGGCGGGUCUGGAGGUUUCGCCUUCUGGACCGGCCGUGGAUCAGGAUGAGGCUGUGAAGGGAGAGAAAGACGUUGCCCUGGACAUCCCCGGAGGGCCCACCUGCAAGGUCGGGAGCCCUGGUUCUGGGACCCAAAAAGAGGGGGCUGAAGAUGCUGGGGAGGUUCAGCGUGGGAAGCAAGUGGAAGCCGAGAGGUUUCUAGAAGGAACAGAUGCCAGAGAGGAGAGCGAACCAGAAAUAAAGGAGGAUGUGAUUGAAAAAGCUGAGCUGGAAGAGAUGGAAGAAGUGCAUCCUUCAGAUGGAGAGGAGGAAGAGGAGGAGGAGGAGGAGACAAAGGCUGAGGGUUUAUUCCAGAAGCAGCACCAUCUGCAGGACUCUCUGAGGGUCACCUCCCAGGGCAGGGAGGCCCUUGGGGGUCGGGAACUUGGACCCCCGGGUAAGGCCCCUGAGAAGGAGACGUCAUCGUUCCUCAGCAGCCUGGCUACUCCUGCAGGAGCCACAGAGCAUGUCUCAUACAUCCAGGAUGAAACCAUCCCCGGCUACUCAGAAACAGAGCAGACCAUCUCAGACGAGGAGAUUCAUGAUGAGCCGGAGGAGCGCCCCGCCCCAUCCAGGUUCCCUCCGGGUACCUAUGAUCUCUCAGGGCCUGAUGCUCCCAGCUCCUUUGAGACCAGCCAGCCCAUGGAGAGCGCCAUACCUUCCACCCCUGCUAAAGGCUUCGGGCCCCCAGACACCGAACUCCUCACUUACCCCCCCAACAUGGUGGCCGCCCCCUUGGCUGAAGAGGAGCACGUGUCCUCGGCCACGUCCAUCACUGAGUGUGACAAGCUGUCCUCCUUUGCCACGUCGGUGGCCGAGGACCAGUCAGUAGCCUCCCUCACGGCUCCCCAGACCGAAGAGACGGGCAAGAGCUCCUUGCUGCUGGACACGGUCACCAGCAUCCCUUCGUCUCGCACCGAAGCGACUCAGGGCCUAGACUACGUGCCGUCCGCCGGUACCAUCUCCCCCACCUCCUCCCUGGAGGAGGACAAAGGCUUCAAGUCUCCGCCGUGUGAGGAUUUUGCGGCGCCCAGUGAGGAGAGGAAGGGCGAGGCCCCGGGAAGAGGCCUGCCUGCAGAUGGAGAGGAGGCAGCUGAGGCCACCGGUGUGGCGCUGUCAGAGAAGCUGCAGGAUCACUAUGGGCCCCCACUCUUCGACACGCCUGCACCCACUCUCCCCUCGGGGGAGCCGAUCCUCGGGGAGCCGGAGGAGCGCUGCUUCAGUCCCGACGACAGCACCGUCAAGAUGGCGUCCCCGCCCCCGUCGGGCCCCCCCAGUGCCGCCCACACGCCAUUCCACCAGUCUCCAGUGGAGGAUAAGUCUGAACCUCAGGACUUUGAUGAGGCGGUUUCCUGGGGAGAAGCUGGACGGACACCAGGAGUUGGCAAGGAAGACAGUGCUAAGGAAAAGCCCAAAUUGGAAACGGUGGAAAGAGAACCAGAAAAGGAGAAAGAGCACACCCCGCUCCCCAAGAGCCCUCACACCCAGGAGGCAGCUGGGAGCGGGGGCCCAGAGCUGCCAGAGCAGGACAAAACUGCCGCAUCAGAAACCGUGGAGGUGCCAAAGAGCCCAGACUUGAUUCCUAGGACCGAGAGCCUUCCUGGAGGUCCGCGGACAUCCCUCCCAGAGGCAGAUGGGAUCCACGAGGAUGAGCCUCCCCACAUCUCUAGCCAAGUCCCCUCACCAGAAGACGUUGAGCCUCUCCCCAUAGCCAAGGCAGUUUCCCCAGGCUCUGCCAGCAAAGGACCUGCUUCCCAGUCUCCUCAAGGCUUGGUAGAACACGGCCUGCCCAAGGACCACUGGCCAGAAGUCUCCCCCGAGGAUACCGGGUCCCUUUCUCUCUCAGAGGAGAGUCCCAGCAAGGAGACCUCCCUAGACAUCUCCUCCAAGCAAUUGUCCCCAGACAGUCUGGGUACUCCCCAGCUUGGGGAUUUGGGCCACGAAAAGGAAGAAUCCAUCCCUGAAGCCCUGGAUGAGCACGGUGCUCAUCGCUCGCCUCCUGCCUCUGACCACUCGGCCAUAGGGUUUUCUCUCUCAGAAUCCUCCCCCACCCACACGGCUCGGACCCCCGUCACAGAUGACAGCCCCAUCAAAGAGACACCUGCCAGUCACUCCUCUCACACCGAGGUGCCCAGAGACUCGGAACUUUCUCCUGGAAUGACCACAGGCCCCGGGCAGGACACUAAGGUCCCAGACAGCUCUCUCACCAAAGGUCCCAAGCCCCCUGAGAGCCUAGUUGUGAAAGAUAGCCCCCCAGGGUGGGAGGGUGAGGCUCCAGGGCAGGACAUCAAGGCCCAGGAACAGAAAGAGAAAUCCCCAGAACCUGAGGAUGAGGCUCUGGAGCAGGAGGAGACCUCUGAAAAGGACAAAAUACUGGAAGAAAAAGACAAGGCUCUGGUAAAAAAGGACAGAGACCCGGAGAAGGGCCAACCCCUAGAGGAGGAGCAGGCCCUGGAGAAGAGCGGAGAACUACAGGAGUACAAGGGUCAGGAGAAGGACAAAGCCGGAGUGGAGGCCCUGAAAGAGGACAGGGUCCAAGAAGGGGAGCAAAGAGCCUUAGAGGGAGACAGGGACUUAGAGCCCAAGAGCCCAAUGAGGGAGGAGAGAGCCCCAGCAGAAAAGGACAAGGCCCUAGGAGACAAAGACUUAAAAUCGACAGAUGUGGCCCCAAAGCAGGCAGAAACACAGGAAGGAAGUGGGGUCCUGGUAGAAGACAACCAGGCCCUGGAGGAGAAAGAGAAGACCAGGGUCUCCAUCUGGGAAUACAAGUCCCAAGAGCAGAAGGAGGAACACUGGACCAAACAGGAAGAGGUGAGCCGAGAAUGGCAGGGCACAGCCCCGGCCAGGGAGGCUGCAGUGGGAGAGCAAAAGGAGGCUGCUCCCAGGUGGGAAGGCGCUGCCCGAGAGCCUGACAGGUACUGGCAGGAACCCGAGGAUGAGGUGGCGGAACAGGAGACAUACUGGAAAGAACUGAGCUGCGAGAGAAAGGUCUGGUUCCCACAUGAACUGGACAGGACCCCGGGCCAAGGGGCCCGACCACGGUACAGCGAAGAACGGGAGAGCACCUUCCUCGAUGAGGGUCCAGAUGACCAAGAGGUGCUCCCCCUGGAUCAUACGCCCAGGAGCCCCUGGAUCCCAGAAAAGAGUUUGAGCCACCCAAGGGUUUUUGGUGGGUUUGGGUUCCCGAGAAAAUUCCUGAGUGGAAGAAGGGGUAAAUGUGGGAAGGACCUGGACUUUCCUGCCUCAGCCUUUGGCUUCUCCUCGUUGCACCCAUCUGCCCCACAGCUGCCCUCCCCAGCAGAGCCUCGCUCCGCACCCUGUGGCUCCCUUGCCUUCUCUGGGGAUCGGGCAUUAGCUCUGACCCCAGGACCCCCAACGAGGGCACGGCAUGAUGAGUACCUGGAGGUGACCAAGGCCCCCAGCCUAGACUCCUCACUCCCCCAGCUCCCGUCCCCCACCUCUCCCGGGGCUCCUCUCCUGUCCAAUUUGCCCCGGCCCGCCUCACCGGCCCUUUCGGAGGGCUCCUCAUCCGAGGCUACCACGCCUGUCAUCACCAGUGUGGCUGAGAGCUUCCCCCUAAGCUUGGCAGCUGGGGAGAUGGAAACAGGAGCAGAAGCAGCGGGCCGAAGCCUCUGGGACCUAACGGCCCUCAGCCCGGCCCCGCCAGCCACCCUGAGCCCUGCCCCUGCCCCUGGCCUGCCUGGGGACAUGGAUGAUGGCACCCUGCCCUGCCGCCUGGAGUGCUCUGGAGCUGUCACCAAGGCCCUGGGAUCCUGCUCAAGCCCACCCAGGGACUGCGCAGCUAACGGUCCCACAGAGGCCAGCCCCAGCCCCCCGGGGCUCGCCACAGCCAAAGAAGUCCAGGAGAAAGCCGAGCUUCGCCCCGACUGGGAAUGUGGAGGCUGGCCCGCAGGAGCGGAGAAGUGCCCCCGGCCAGCCACGCUCUUAUCUCCAGAGCGGCCCUUGUGUCCCGGAGGCCCCACGAGGAGCCGGCCUCGCAGUCCCUCCCCUGAGCCGGAGUCUGGGCCCCAAGGAUGUGCUGCCGAGCCUUGGCCCCGCUGUGGAGAGCUGUCCCCAUCCUUUCUCAAUCCUUCCCUGCCCAAGGACGACAGCGAUCUUUCUACCGAAGAGGCACGGUUAGUUGGGCGAGGGGGACGGCGCAGGGCGGGGGGGCCAGGAGGCGCUGGGGGACCAGGCCCCGUGGCUGAUGAGACACCUCCCACUUCUGCUAGUGACUCGGGCUCCUCACAAUCAGACUCAGAUGUCCCCCCAGAGACUGAGGAGUGUCCCUCCAUCACCGCUGAAGCAGCACUGGACUCGGACGAAGAUGGCGACUUCCUCCCCGUGGACAAAGCGGGGGGAGUCAGCGGGGCACACCAUCCCCGACCUGUCCACGACCCACCCCCCGCUCCCCAGCCUGACCCCCGCCCACCCCCUCCACGCCCAGACGUGUGCAUGGCUGACCCCGAGGGGCUAAGCGCCGAGGCUGGGCGGGCUGAACGGCUUCGGGAGAAGGAGAAGGGGCGGAGUGGGCGAAGGGCCCUAGGCAGGGCCAAGCCAGCCUCCCCUGCCAGGCGUCUGGAUCUCCGAGGCAAACGCUCUCCUACUCCUGGGAAGGGCCCUGUGGAGCGAACCUCCCGAGUCCCACCUCGGCCCCGCGCCUCCGCAGGCCAGAUGCCAUCUUCCGAAGAAAAGGACGGACACAACAUUCUGACCAAGGGACUGGUCAAUGGCCUCAAGACUGGUUCGACUGCCGUGGGCCAGAAAGGUGGGUCGGGCCCUCCGGUGUACGUGGACCUUGCUUACAUCCCUAAUCACUGCAGUGGCAAAACUGCUGAUCUUGACUUCUUCCGCCGUGUGCGGGCGGCUUACUAUGUGGUCAGUGGGAAUGACCCCGCCAAUGGAGAGCCAAGCAGGGCCGUCCUGGAUGCCCUGCUGGAGGGCAAGGCACAGUGGGGAGAGAAUCUGCAGGUGACUCUGAUCCCUACCCAUGAUACAGAAGUGACCCGUGAAUGGUACCAGCAGACACAUGAGCAGCAGCAACAGCUGAAUGUCCUCGUCCUGGCCAGCAGCAGCACUGUGGUCAUGCAGGAUGAGUCCUUCCCGGCCUGCAAGAUCGAGUUCUGAAGGGACCACUUUCCCCUCCCUUUCAUACCCCUUUCCCCAGCUUGCCCAGAGAAUGGCUGAGGCUGAAUCCUUUGGGAGUGGGGGGCUAUGGAGGCUGAAUGGGGCAAGAUGCUUGGGUUCUAGGGGCUGUUGAGUGGGAGGCAUCAUUCCUCCCCCCUCAUUAUACAAUGCCUCCUUCCCCUUUAUCCACAGACCUGAGAGAGGUCUCAGAACCAAAGCAUUUCCCCAGAACCAAAGGGAGCAGGGAGGUAGGGUAAGCUCAAAAUGGGGACGGGGAAGGCCACUUGUUGCCCAGGGACCUUGAGUAACUCACUUUCUUCCAGAACUGUCAAAAGCUGGGGUUUAGGAGUGGGAAUAUGUAUAGAACCCAGGAUUCUCAUGGAGAGCUCCAUCUUCUAGCAUGAAGAUCACUCCCCACUCCUGAGGGACCUCCUCACCUCAAAAGUAUUUAUUUUUCAUCCCAGGAUUUCCAAUUAUAAUUUAUUGUAUGACCUGGGGACAUGAUACUGUCGAUUAAAUGCCCAGAGCUACAACCCUGUCUCCUAUACCCCAAUUCUGGUAGGAGUCGGGGUUAUCUUGCUGCUACCCUGCCCCUAGGAUUUCUUCACAUCUGAAUGUCUCAAUCCAAAACUUGAAGCUCUUUUGACCAAUGGGCCAAACUGAGGAAGAGGGGAAGUUCUACUUUCCCCUAUCAGCCUCUGCCCCUCAUCGGUAGGCAGCAAAGGCAGGGAUCUUGCCUCUAAUCCUAUUCAUAUGCCAAGGGCCUAAUUCCCAGGCCAGGCCUGUUGGGCAGCAGAGGGGAUGAGGGAGGAACCAGACCAGCCCAAUCCCAGAGCUUUCCUGAGCCCCCUGGACUCCAUGGCAUAUUCCCUCCCAUGCUACUGCACAAACUUUUCCUGCUUGGCUUCUAUGCAUGUGGCCAUCUAUGCUGGCCUGGUGUGUAAUGGGUGAAAAUACGCCACUGCCUGAACCUUAACAUUUGACACCCCAACAUUGUGCAAUACCCCCCAACAUUUCCAAUACCCUACUUGCCCUCCUGUAGCUGAGAUGGGGAUACCUACUUCCUCCCUAGCCCAGAGUUCUCAGAAAUAAAGCUGGGAGGUGGAAGUCACAGCAGAGGAAGAGUGGGAUGAGAGAAGUGGGGAAUACAAGGGAGGAGGUGAAGCUAAACUACAGCUCAUCCUUGUAGGAUCAAAAAAGACUGAACAUGGCACCUUAGAAAAAGGGACUUCCCCUCCUCCCCCAGAAAGUCCAUGUGUUCCCCUGCUUGUCUGCUGCCAGAUUGUGAGGCCGAGACCCUGACACAGUUGGUUGAAUGGGCUUAGCUCCUAUCCUGAAGGGAAGAAACCAAAAUAAGUUAUUUUCCUUGCUCCUUUCCCUUGCUGCUCUGCUCUUCAUCCCUGCCCAACCUUCCUUCUGGCUCCUCACACUCAUCUUCCCACUGUUGUAAAGGAGCCACCCCGAACAUUAACAAUAAACCAACUUUGUGGCAGUUACCCCCUGGGCUGGCCAAGCUCUUGUUGACUUCACAUACUACUUGGUCUUUGGACUAGUUUCUCCCUCCCUACUCCUCCCUCCUUGCCCCUACUCCCAUGGGAAAUUUCAUGAUUCAUUAUAGAUUCAAAGGAGGGUGACCAGAAGCCUCCAAAAGAUCAUGUAUGUGCCAGGGGAGGGAUGAGAUGUCCUUAUGCCCCACUGUGCUGGUUUCAGAGAACAGGGAGAAGAGCUUAAGCACAGAAAACAAGAGUUUAUAGGAGGGAAAAACAGUCAAUGACAGCUUGAAGAGAAUUCCUAAGAAAGGGAUUUAAGAGUAAGGAAACAGGGACUAAUGGUUAAAAAUGAACUAGAAUUAAAGACUAGUUGUAGGGUCCCUCCCUAACUUCAAAAUUCGGAAUCUCCUAGGAUUCAGAUCCCACCGUGAAAAUUCACACCUACAAAACAGACUACAGUUCAGUGAGGAGCUGAGUAGGGUCCCCAGUGAAGCUGUGAUUAUAUGGGCCUAUUAUAAUAAGUGGUAAGACUGCAACAAGUAGGGAGAGGCUGCAGCUAUAGGAACUCUCACUAUCUUGGGGAUAGUUUCUAUACUUGGAUUGAAAGGUGACAAAAAGGGCAGAGUCUCUCCCCAAAAUAUUUCUUAAAGAAUCACAACCAAGUUCAGGGGUAAUGAUCCAGAGUAGGGUGAUUCCACAAAUCUAAUAAACUGUGUAAAAAAA
Messenger RNA from Sarcophilus harrisii (Tasmanian devil), 9844 nucleotides. It is a transcript of the gene MAP1A, whose product is annotated as microtubule associated protein 1A. Bases 54 to 7631 code for a protein of 2525 amino acids. The transcript is spliced from 9 exons. Gene Ontology annotation, biological process: microtubule cytoskeleton organization; regulation of microtubule depolymerization; dendrite development. Gene Ontology annotation, molecular function: actin binding; microtubule binding. The record is from RefSeq and is a predicted model, not a curated record. Gene Ontology annotation, cellular component: neuronal cell body; cytosol; synapse. NCBI's taxonomy places the organism in Eukaryota, Metazoa, Chordata, Mammalia, Dasyuromorphia, Dasyuridae.